Messenger RNA from Miscanthus lutarioriparius, 1266 nucleotides. NCBI's taxonomy places the organism in Eukaryota, Viridiplantae, Streptophyta, Magnoliopsida, Poales, Poaceae. The record is from the annotation of a GenBank genome assembly.
AUGGCGCCCGAGAUUCAGAGCCUGUUUCCGAGUACGACGGCCGUGCUCCUCCUGCUGGGCGCCUGCCUCUCCGCCGCCGCGGUGGCAGCGCUCGGUGCCGCGGACGACGCCAGCAGGCCGGCGGUGCCUCUGCCUGGUGGAGGCGCCCGGCGCGUCCUCUUCGCCAACGGGCUCAGGCUGACGCCGCAGAUGGGGUGGAACAGCUGGAACCAUUUCCAGUGCGACAUCAACGAGGCGGUCGUCCGGCGCACCGCUGAUGCGCUCGUCGCCACCGGACUUGCAAAGGCUGGCUACAAGUAUGUCAACUUAGAUGACUGCUGGGCGGAUUACCAAAGGACCAAAGAGGGAUACAUGAUCGCUAAUCCCAAGACAUUCCCAUCCGGAAUCAAGGCCCUGGCAGAUUAUGUUCACAGCAAGGGGCUUAAGCUUGGCAUCUACUCUUCAGCUGGGACAAGAACUUGCAGCAACAGGAUGCCUGGAUCUCUGGGCCACGAGGACAAGGAUGCUAAAACGUUUGCAUCAUGGGGUGUUGACUACUUGAAGUAUGAUAACUGCUACAGAGACGGCACGCCUGAAACCGUGAGGUUUGGGCGCAUGUCUCGCGCGCUGAAGAACUCUGGCCGCCCCAUCUUCUACUCACUUUGCGAAUGGGGCUACAUGGAAGUGCCCAAAUGGGGCGGCAUGUACGGCAACAGCUGGAGGACCACCGGCGACAUCAUCGACACAUGGUCAGGCAUGCUGGACAACAUCGACCGGAACGACGCCUACGCCCGGUACGCCAAGCCCGGCGGUUGGAACGAUCCUGACAUGCUGGAGGUCGGGAACGGAGGGAUGGCGUACAACGAGUACGUCGUGCACUUCAGCCUGUGGGCCAUCGCCAAGGCUCCUCUUGUAAUCGGCUGUGACGUAACGAGAGUUUCCAAGGAGACGCUGGGGAUCCUCUCCAACGCAGAGGUCAUCGCGAUUAACCAAGAUCGGAUGGGUGUCCAGGGAAACAAAGUGAAGAAGUAUGGCAACGAUCUCGAGGUGUGGGCGGGGCAGCUCUCCCGCCACAGGAAGGCGGUGCUGCUGCUCAACCGGGGGGCGACGCGCUCCGCGUCCAUCACCGCGGCAUGGCCGGACGUCGGCAUCCGCCGCGGCGUCACCGUCGAGGCCAGGGACGUCUGGAAGCAUGAGACGCUCCCGGGCAGGUUCACCGGCAGCCUCACGGCGGUGGUCGGGCCGCACUCGUGCAAGCUCUUCGUCCUCACGCCCGUUCCUCGCUGA